Molecule: messenger RNA, 1002 nt
Organism: Acanthosepion pharaonis
Lineage: Eukaryota; Metazoa; Mollusca; Cephalopoda; Sepiida; Sepiidae
Source: the annotation of a GenBank genome assembly
AUGACCCUCUCUUGUUGCUAUUUUUCUCCGUCUUGUUUUAACUCCUUUUUUUUUUACUGUCUCAUUUUCUUCGUUUCUUUCUUUUUCAUCGUUGCUGUCAAAAUUUUCUUCCUUUACUUUCUUUCCCCAUUUUUUCUUUAUCUGUUUCAUUCUUUCUUUUUCUCUGAUGCUUUCAUUCUUUCCUACUAUUGCUUUCAAUAUCCGUUACAUUUCUCAAUCUUUCUUUCUUUCUUUCUUUCUUUCUUUUCUUUCUUUCUUUUCUUUCUUUCACAUCCUUUUUCUCUUUUGAUUUCAUUUUCCUUCCGCCGUUGCUUUCUUUAUCCCUUUUUUCUCUUUCUUUCUUUCUUUCUUUCACAUUCUUUUUCUCUUUUGAUUUCAUUUUUCCUUCCGUUGUUUUCUUUAUCCGUUAUUUUUCUUCUUUCUUUCUUUCUUUCUUUCUUUCUUUCUUUCUUUCUUUCUUUCACAUUCUUUUUCUCUUUUGAUUUCAUUUUUCCUUCCGUUGUUUUCUUUAUCCGUUAUUUUUCUCUUUCUUUCUUUCUUUCUUUCUUUCUUUCACAUUCUUUUUCUCUUUUGAUUUCAUUUUUCCUUCCGUUGUUUUCUUUAUCCGUUAUUUUUCUCUUUCUUUCUUUCUUUCUUUUUUUUUCUUUCUUUUCUUUUCUUUUGAUUUCAUUUUUCCUUCCGUUGUUUUCUUUAUCCGUUAUUUUUCUCUUUCUUUCUUUCUUUCUUUCUUUCUUUCUUUCUUUCUUUCUUUCUUUCUUUCAUCUUUUUUCUCCUUUGCUUUCAUUCUUUCCUUCGGUUGCUUUCUUUAUCUGUUUCUUUCUCUUCUUUCUUUCUUCUACUGUUUUUUUCUUUUACUCAGGUGCCAACGAUGCUGUAUCUGAAGCAAACACUCAAGGCUGGCGCCUGCCGGCAAUACUUCCAAAUGCCAAAGAGAAGAACCGGGAAAAUGUCGAGGAAGUGGAAUAUCAAAAAGGGUUACAGGUUACGUUUGAAAACCGAUAG